Molecule: messenger RNA, 1590 nt
Organism: Musca vetustissima
Lineage: Eukaryota; Metazoa; Arthropoda; Insecta; Diptera; Muscidae
Product: cytosol aminopeptidase-like
Exons: 8
Coding region: 1-1590 (529 amino acids)
Biological process (GO): proteolysis
Cellular component (GO): cytoplasm
Molecular function (GO): manganese ion binding; metalloaminopeptidase activity
Source: RefSeq, a predicted model, not a curated record
AUGUAUUCGUUCCGCUCAAGUUCACAACUAACAAAAUCGGUAUUAAGAUGGGCAGGUAAUUUUCAAAGGAAGACCAAUUACUGCAAACGUUUUUAUGCCUCAAGCGAUCCGAGAGUGACAAAAGGCCUCGUAAUCGGAGUGUAUCAAAAGGAGGGCGAUAAGGAUCCGAAGUUAACGACUAGUGGUGAAAAAUUUGAUGAUCGGGUUCAGGGCAAGGUAUCGGAACUUAUUAAGGAAUGCAAUAUUACCGGUCAAUUGGGUCGCGGCAAGGUGUUCAACAACAUUGAUCAAGAAUAUAGAUCGGUGGCUGUAAUUGGGGUUGGACGUGAAGGCGCCGCCUUUAAUGAAUUGGAGAUGAUUGAUGAGGGCAUGGAAAACGUUCGCAUUGCCACUGGUGUUGGCGCUCGCAGUCUACAACUGCAAGGUUGUUCAGAGGUAUUUGUUGACUCUAUGGAAUAUCCCGAACAGGCGGCAGAGGGUAGCGCCCUAGCCGUAUGGCGUUACAAUGAUAAUAAACAAAAGAAAAAUCGAACGUUGGUACCGAAAUUAGAGCUAUAUGAUUCACCUGAUGUUGAUGCCUGGACGAGGGGUCUGUUCAAAGCCGAAUCACAGAAUUUGGCAAGACGUUUAAGUGAUGCUCCAGCUAAUCAAAUGACUCCCACAACCUUUGCCCAGGCUACCGUUGAUGCGCUCUGUCCGUGUGGUGUGACGGUAGAGAUACGCACCAUGGAAUUUAUAGAACAACAGCAUUUGAAUUCUUUUCUGACAAUUGCAAAGGGUUCGUGUGAACCUCCCGUUUUGUUGGAGAUUAGUUAUUGCGGUACGGCGCCGGAGGAUAAACCGAUUUUGUUGUUGGGCAAAGGAAUGACAUUCAAUAGUGGUGGCAUUUGCCUCCGACCCUGCAAGGGCAUGGAUGAGUAUCGUGGAUCCAUGGCCGGAGCAGCGGUGUGUGUGGCCGCAAUUCGUGCUGCUGCCGCACUCUCCCUGCCAAUCAACAUCUCCGCUGUUAUACCAUUAUGUGAAAAUAUGCCCUCCGGUAUGGCCUGCAAACCGGGUGAUGUUGUGACCCUGCUAAAUGGCCGGACAUUGGCAAUUAGAGAUACUGACAAAGCUGGUGUUGUGGUUAUGGCCGAUCCCCUGCUUUAUGCCCAAACAACAUAUAAACCCCGCUUGGUAAUUGAUGUCGCCACCCUGGGUAGUGGUGUGGUGAAAGGGCUGGGUGGUAGUGCUACGGGUAUUUUCUCAAAUUCCCAUUAUAUUUGGAAACAGUUUCAAAAGGCCGGCUCCCUGACGGGAGAUCGUAUGUGGCGUUUGCCCUUAUGGAAUUAUUAUAAGAAAUUGGUGACAAAUAACAUUAGCUUUGAUAUUAGCAACAAUGGAGAUGGACCGGCUUCAAGCUGUUUGGCGGCAGCUAUUUUACAUGAAUUUGUACCCUGUGUUGAUUGGGCCCACUUGGAUAUACGCGGUGUAGGCAUGCUGACCCAUUAUGGUACCAUACCCUAUCUAUUGAGAGAUCGUAUGACUGGCCGUCCUACUCGGACUCUUGUACAAUUUCUAUAUCAAAUGGCUUGCCCGGAUGCAAAUAAAUAA